Molecule: messenger RNA, 3444 nt
Organism: Fusarium sp. VM40
Lineage: Eukaryota; Fungi; Ascomycota; Sordariomycetes; Hypocreales; Nectriaceae
Source: the annotation of a GenBank genome assembly
AUGUUCUCAACCUUUACGGGCAACUCGAGACGCCCUCGAAAUGUUAACCUUAGCGGUGCUGCCGGAAACCCCUUUGCCAACACAUCAUGGUCACCAUCGGCCGUUUCGAAUACCACAAAGACAGUUUCGAAUGCUCAGGCCGAGCGAGAGAAGCGACAAGCUGAGCGAACACGGUUAAAAGCUGCUGGCACGAUACAACGAUCAUGGAGGGGCUACAAGACAAGAUCAGAAUUAAAGGAAUCCCAGAGGAAUACUUUCGACGCUGUAUACAAGUCAGGAUCAAACCAAAGUCCUUCCGAAAGACUUCCUGAAGCGUUCACCCUUCUUCUGUCUUUCUUCGCUCUCCGAAGAGAUGACGACAUUCAAAGAGCUAUACGUUAUGCGCGUGAUACCGAAUCUGUGAAUCUCGAAGCAAUCGCCCCAUCAAAUGUUCAUCCAUCACGAGUAGGACAGCUUGUUCGACUUCUUUUGCAAGCACUGGACAAAUCCUUAUCAGUAGGGAACCUCUCAGGUGACACGAACCUUCUUUUCAAGCUCAUUGUUCGCAUCAUUACGAGCUCCCCCGACUUAAUUCUGCUCGCGACCGACAGUUAUUACAAGGUAGUUGCCAGGCUAUGUCAGGUUCAAGAGCUUGACGAGCAGUGGAGAGAUAUUGUGCUACAAGCCAUCUCCAGUCCACUCGAGGCUGUAUCACAAGAAGGUAUUUCGCAAGUCUAUCACGCAUACGCCUUUUCGUUCUUGACGAACAACAACAUGCGAUUCUUUGAGGAGAACAUAUCCGUUCUAUCCAAUACAGUGACCAUUGCUCAUCUGUCGAGAGCAAUAGUAGCAGGCUACUCCUCCACCUCAAGCGUCCUGGGGUCGCAAGACGCUCAGCUCUGGCAGCUUGCUCACUUUAUCGAUUUGAGCCACUUCAAUACAAACACCAAAACUGCUACUGGCGUCUUGGAAACACUUUACACUCAACUAGCUGCACUUUCUUCCACUAUUAGUGUCCGUCUAUCAACGAAGCAAGUCGAGGAUGACGAGAAUGACUCCGAAGAGCCUCUGGUGGCACCCCUCGAUCCCUACGUUACAACUAAACUACUGUCCCUGGUGGACAGCAAUGGCAUUUCACAAACGUUAAAUGAAUUUUCCACCAACUUGGCGGGGUCUUCGCAGCAGGAGUACCAGAGCACGAGCUUCUUAGCAGGCUACAUCUUGACCUUGCUUCGAUGUUUUCCUGCAAGUAGCGACGACAUUCGUAUGCGUCUCUUCCUCGAGGAAAUCCCCACACCUUCUGGCGAUAUCCCAACAAUCAAAUUUCUCUGGCACAUUAUGAGAAAAACAGCGGUAUUUCGCAAAUUGAGGACGGAAUCAGAGCCGCCACUCGAUGUGCUCCGUAGGUAUCUGGGUGCUACAACAGGAACCUCAAGAUCUUCGGAGGAAGAACAGGAUUGGCGAAUUGCCCUUCUGUUUCUUGAGCUUUACAUCUUCAUUCUUCGUUUGAGCGACGAUGACGACUUUUUCAGUGGUAUAUACCCCCAAAUUCUGCAACAAAACGCAUCAACAUCCCGUAUUCGAGCUUGCAGUCUCUCACUAGAAGAUGUCAAAAUGUUGACAAGCUUUCUUAAGAACACGGCUUUCACUCUUCAUUACAAAGCACAGGAGCUAUCAAGGUCGCGUGAUGAUCUGGAAGCGGCUUCCAAAUAUCGCAUGGACUCUUAUUUUGGCUCCGGGGGAUCUUCAGCAACGACUCGAGAGUCAGAAACAUCUUCAGUAAACAAGAGCCCGACGAGAUUGGAUCUUGACAGUUUACGGAAUAUUGUUACAGCAGCCAUGAAAAUGCUGUAUGAAAGAGAUUCAAGAAAGCAAUUCCUGCCUACAGACCACUGGCUCAUGACCUCAAAGUUGGACCAGGGAGAUUUUAUCAAUGCCGUUAUUGCGGAAGAAAAGCGACAGAUUGAGGAGAAUUCAGACGAUAGCGACGACGACAUGGAAGAAUAUGGCAACGUACCAGGAUUCUACUCAACUAUUGCUGGUCAGCGAUUGUCACGACAUGCAAGACUAGAACGUUUGAAGGCCCAGCAGAUGCGAACUCAGAGGGAACGUCGCCUGGCAGAGAUGGGUCCCAAGCUGGAAAUAUUGAAACAUAUGCCAUUUGCUGUUCCUUUCGAGACUCGGGUCAUGAUAUUUCGCCAAUUUAUCCAGCUGGAUAAGCACCAAAGGGAGGGUAGCAACCAACCUCAAUUCAUGAGUCCGUUUGCAAGGCAUCAUGCAGAAAUUUCACGCGAGCGACUGUUUGAUGAUGCGUACGAUCAGUUCUACGAAAUUGGUGAAGGCCUGAAGGACCCUAUUCAGAUCACAUUUGUCGAUCAGUUUGGCACUGCUGAGGCUGGUAUCGACGGAGGCGGUGUCACGAAGGAGUUUCUCAUCAGUGUCACUUCAGAAGCAUUCAGUGGUCAACAUGGUAAGGGCAUGUUCACAUCGAAUGAAAAGGGACUCUUAUUCCCGGACCCAACAUCUCUUGAUGUUCUUCGCGAUACACUGCGUAUGGAUGGGCUUUCGGGAACUGAUGAUGAAUAUCGAGAAACCGUCACGAACGUACUCCGGCGUUUCGAAUUCCUUGGCAGGAUCGUGGGCAAAUGCAUGUACGAGGGCAUCCUCGUCGACCUCGCCUUUGCUGGAUUCUUCCUCCUGAAAUGGGCAUCUACGGGGCCGAACGAUGAGAACAACUAUAAAGGCAGUGUGAACGAUCUUCGCGACAUGGACGAAGAGCUAUACAAUGGCAUGCUACGACUAAAGAAUUACCCAGGAGAUAUCUCUGAACUGGGAAUCGACUUCACCAUCGAGGAUCAAGUCUCAAAGCCUGGUGACCCAGUCAAGACUAUCACCAAGAAAUUAAUAGCCAAUGGCGACCAAGUCUACGUCACGAACGACAAUCGACUACUGUACAUCUCGUAUGUUGCUCGCCAUCGCUUGGUGGUCCAACCCGCUCCGCAAACUUUGGCCUUCCUACGCGGUCUACGUUCCAUUAUUCGCCCAACGUGGCUGUCCAUGUUCAAUCAGUCGGAGCUGCAGCGUCUCGUAGGUGGUGACUCAUCCGAGAUUGAUAUUGAUGAUCUCCGUCGAAACACCAUCUACAGCGGCCUAUACGAGAUUGGCGACGAUGGCCUGGAGCAUCAGACUAUCCGGCUGUUCUGGAAGGUCAUGCGUGGCUUUACAGAUGCUCAACGCCGGGAUGUACUCAAGUAUGUCAGCUCGACGCCGCGAGCCCCUUUAUUAGGUUUCGCACAGUUGAGGCCAAAAUUCAGCAUUCGUGACGGAGGAACAGACGAGGAGAGACUACCGAGCACGAGUACGUGUGUCAACUUGCUCAAGUUACCGAGAUAUACUACAGAAGCGACGCUCCGCAAGAAGUUGCUCUACGCUGUGCAGUCAGGAGCAGGUUUUGAUUUGAGUUAA